This is a messenger RNA of Impatiens glandulifera, 922 nucleotides long. RefSeq lists its product as uncharacterized. The record is from RefSeq and is a predicted model, not a curated record. Bases 11 to 922 code for a protein of 303 amino acids. NCBI's taxonomy places the organism in Eukaryota, Viridiplantae, Streptophyta, Magnoliopsida, Ericales, Balsaminaceae. The transcript has 2 exons.
AGGGAAAAUCAUGAGUUCACAUGUGGAAAGUGUGAAUGGGAAGGUUUCAACUAGAACAAAAAGAUGUUGGUCCGAUGAAGAGGACGCAUUGCUUAUCCAGAUUCUUCUUGAAUUACAUAGCACUGGGAAGUACAAAGCAGAUCGUGGAUUCAAGCCUGGGCUAUUUCAGGCAACCGAAAGAGAAUUUGAACAAAGGAUGCCCGGUUGUGGAAUUCGAGCUGAUCCCCAUAUUUACUCACGAAUUAAAACAUUGAAAACACAUUUCGGCACAGUUUACGACAUGUUGUACGGGUCAACAAGCGGAUUUGGUUGGGAUCCCAUCCGAAAAUGUGUUGUUGCUGAUAAACAUGUUUGGGACUCUUAUCUGCAGAGUCAUAAGAAUGCCGCUCCAUUUAAGGACAAAUCAUUUCGCUAUUUCGAUGAACUUGCAAUCAUUUUUGGAGUGGAUCGUGCCAAUGGGAAUGGCGCUGUCGAUUAUGUCCGAGCUGAGGAUGAUGUCAAUCGAGGGGAUGAGCAGUUGGGCUGUAAUCUUGAAGAUGACUUUACUGACCAUAUUUCAACACCUGUUUCCCAGCCUACUACUGAAAGAAGCUCGCCAGAGGGAAGAAAACCUAGCCGCAAACGAAAAGCUUCCAAAGAUGUCGACUUGGUUGAGGUACUAAGGGACAACACAGCAACAAUAGUGGCUGGCUUUGAGAAUGCAACUGACAAGAUUUGUAAUGCAAUUACCGACAUUGAAGUGCGUAGGAAAAGGGGUUUGCUGAAUGGUAAGCUUCUAAAGCUAGUUGGGUUGAUAUGUAGAGAUCGCAUGAAGGCAUAUCGUGUGAUAGGUUGCAGCAAAGAUCUAAUUGAGCUCUUCUUUGGUCUACCUGAAGAGCAUAAAGAGGAAUGGGUUCACUCGCUCAUCCAUGAUAGCAUAUGA